CUGCAUUUUCUUUAUCCUUCACUGACUCACAAUCUAGAUAAGUGCAUUCUUGGUCCUUUACAUCAGUAUGUUAUUUUAGAUACAUUUAAAUAAGUAAAAUAUGGUAUACAUUUCAUUAUAAUCGAUUUGACAAAAUCGAGUUUAGGAGAAAUCUCUGUUCGGAAUUGCUUACGCAGCGGGGCAUCAACCCACUUGUUCAUUGCAAGUGGCAUCCAAUUAUAGGUAUAUAAAGUGCAACUAUAGUUAUACACAACGGCGUCAGAGGGUGAAGGAAUCUUCAGUGAACACACGCCACUAAUGGACGGACACGUUGGCGCAAGUAGCAGUACGCGAUUGAGUGCCAGUGGCGGUGUGGAGCAUCGGAAGCGCCAACAACAUAACAACUAUGGCUCAAAUGAACAAGUGGAUGGGGCUAUAUUAGAUGUACCUAAUGUAAUAGUACGUUCCGCAAGAUCGAGAUCCGGACCAGCAGAUUUACAAACUAGUGGAGGUGGAUCCGGAGGUAGCGCAAACAAUGCGCCCCAUCAUCCCACUGCCGAAGAGGCAGAAGAAGAGGGCUUGAAAUACGGCGCUCAGCAUGUUAUUAAAUUAUUUGUGCCCGUCUCGCUUUGCAUGCUAGUUGUGGUGGCCACUAUAAAUGCCGUGAGCUUCUACUCUACCACAGAUGUCUAUCUUUUGUAUACGCCGUUCCACGAGCUAUCUCCUGAUCCGGGGGUCAAAUUUUGGAAUGCUUUAGCCAACUCUAUGAUUCUUAUGGUUGUUGUUGUAGUAAUGACUAUUUUGUUGAUUGUUCUAUACAAAAAACGAUGCUACAAAAUAAUACAUGGCUGGUUGAUACUCUCGUCGUUCAUGCUACUCUUCAUUUUUAGUUAUCUAUAUCUAGAAGAGUUACUACGAGCGUAUAAUAUUCCCAUGGAUUAUCCCACAACGAUAUUGAUACUUUGGAAUUUCGGAGUCGCUGGAAUGAUGGCCAUACAUUGGCAAGGUCCAUUGCGUUUACAGCAAGGCUACUUAAUUUUUGUUGCUGCCUUGAUGGCACUGGUAUUUAUUAAAUAUUUGCCUGAAUGGACUGCAUGGGCAGUUUUAGCUGCCAUAUCUGUGUGGGACUUAAUUGCUGUUCUUUCCCCGAGAGGGCCUUUGCGUAUUCUGGUAGAGACAGCUCAGGAACGCAAUGAACAAAUAUUUCCCGCUUUGAUUUACUCAUCCACUGUUUUGUACACCGUCAUGGGUGUUUCGCAUCCUGAUGCUGCAAGCGGUGACAAAAGUGUGGAGAGCGUCGAGAAUGGCAUUCAACAUGCAGUCAGUGAGGAGCAUGCUUCUUCCUCCGCCGGCCCGGCACGUCGCACAGGUAAUACCAAUAACAUGGUGAAUGACGAUGCCGCCCAGGCCGCCGAAGGUAUGCCACUUGUCACAUUUAAAAUCCGCGGAAAUGAAGCCGGCUUCACUCAAGAAUGGACAGAUGGUCGUAGUGAACGUAUUUCACAUCGCCAAAUUGAAGUACAGGCUAGCAAUGGUCAAAAUGCCAAUCGGUCAACUGAGUAUCGCACAACCACUACUUCCGUGAACACCUCCAUAUCCCCACUCGAGGCGCAAGAACGCGGCAUCAAACUCGGUCUCGGUGAUUUUAUUUUUUACUCUGUAUUGGUUGGUAAAGCAUCUAGCUAUGGCGAUUGGAUCACUACUAUUGCAUGCUUUGUGGCCAUAUUAAUUGGACUUUGUUUAACACUUUUGUUGUUGGCCAUUUGGCGCAAAGCUUUACCAGCCUUACCUAUCUCAAUUACAUUUGGUUUGAUAUUUUGUUUUGCCACCAGUGCUGUGGUGAAGCCGUUCAUGGAGAGUUUGUCCGCGAAACAGGUGUUUAUAUGAAGACAAUUUCCAUAACUUUACCUUAAAAUAUUCCAACUAUUAUACUGUAUUAUAGAGUAGAUAAAGCAUAGCUGAAAAAAAUUAUGAA
This is a messenger RNA of Anastrepha obliqua, 1954 nucleotides long. It is a transcript of the gene Psn, whose product is annotated as presenilin homolog. Lineage: Eukaryota; Metazoa; Arthropoda; Insecta; Diptera; Tephritidae. The record is from RefSeq and is a predicted model, not a curated record. Gene Ontology annotation, biological process: Notch receptor processing; protein processing; negative regulation of apoptotic process. Gene Ontology annotation, cellular component: cell surface; membrane raft; apical plasma membrane. The transcript is spliced from 8 exons. The coding region runs from base 298 to 1866 and encodes 522 amino acids. Gene Ontology annotation, molecular function: aspartic endopeptidase activity, intramembrane cleaving.